Molecule: messenger RNA, 2397 nt
Organism: Plasmopara halstedii
Lineage: Eukaryota; Oomycota; Peronosporomycetes; Peronosporales; Peronosporaceae
Exons: 2
Coding region: 1-2397 (798 amino acids)
Source: RefSeq, a predicted model, not a curated record
AUGACUGGAUCUCCAUCAACUUCUACACAAUUGACUAGUUCUAAUACAACUACAAAGAACAGUACAAUUUCUAAUGGUAAUAGUCCAAACAAAUCUAGUGACAACAAGAAGCGUGGGGGUUGCAUUGUGAACACACAACAGAGUUCAAGUAGCGACGGAAAUAGUCCCAUGCGCUGUUUACCAGCUGUUUUACGUACAUCGAGCUCGGAUAAUAGCACGACCAACACAAGUAGUACGACAACCACGACAACAGACACGACCACGCGGCUGCUAAAGGCUCAAUCAACUCCUGAGUCAAGUCAGACUCAUUCAUGUACAACCAGUACUACGAAUACCGGUAACCGAGAGAAUACCGGUGUAGGACGACGUCAUCUGUACCCGACUCAAUCGUUACCUAGUCCGUAUAAUGGUAAUGGUACCUUUUCCCCGGGACAAAUGUCUACUCAAUACUACGAAUCGGAACGUGGUCGUAUAACAACAGGAUCUUCGUCGUAUAAUCCAAAUCAUUCAUCACCUACAUCUUCUCCUGCAAUGACAGAUCAGUCAUGGGCUGGAAAUAUGUCAACACGUGGAAUUAAACGACAUUUACCACAUCAAUAUGAUGGUUACACUAGUCGUGGAGCGAAUGUUACAGGGUUACGAUUACCUGAUCAUCGUGUGGUUGUACAAAAUGGAACAAAGUCGGGUACACAAUUAACACUUCGUCGUGGACCAAGUAGUAUCAAUAGCUCACGUUCAGCACCUUUAAUGCAGCCAAUGUAUACUAUUCCACCAAGUGAAGAUCCAAGACAAUAUGAACCUUCAGGUGAAGCACGUCAUCCACGAGAUAGUACACGAUAUGAAACAUGGACAUCGAAACAACUUCGAAAAAAGUGUUCACAUUUAAAGCUUCGUGGAUUGAAAAAUGUGAAAAAACAUGUGAUGGUGGAAGCAUUAUAUCGAUAUUAUCGUAAUCAACGAUUGAAAGAGAUGGCAGAUGCAGCUAGUACUGAGAAUAUGACGUUUAUAUCUCAUUCGCCAGGAAUUUCGUCACCACAACAACAAGCACAACAAAGAAGAAUGGACACAAGAAGACCAUCAAGUGUAGGAACUAAUUCAAUGCUUGGUACACGUUCCGAAUCGCAGUAUCAAUUACGGUAUGAUCAACGAAAUAGUCAACAAGCAUCUCCAUACGACUUGUAUUCAACACGAUCUCGAAAUUAUGGAAAAUAUGGCAGUCAGAGUCCAUCACCGCCAUCAAGUGGUGGAGAUAGCCAUCCACAACGACCUGGUUUAACAAAAUCAGACAAUAGUGGAUACUAUCAAGACGAAGAAAAUAAAACUGAGUCGCAUUUUAAAGAAGUACCUGUGACGUCAGAAGAUGUGAUUCGACUGGUUGAUGUCGUUCUCUCUGCUGAAUUUGUUGAUCGAUUAGCAGCUGAAUUAUCACGAUGGCAAUUCUGGGUCGAUGUACGCGAAAUGUACAUUGCGUUACUGAAUCGACAACAUCCACCAGGAUCUAAUUGUGCUAAAGGAGAAGGAGGUCCGUUGGGGAGUGGAAGUGCAACUAAUUCGCGUAAUUUUAAGUGGAGUAGCAUGCAAUUAUGGGAAAUCUGGAAAGAAUUGUCGUUUGCUUACACGAAAACGUGUUUUGAAUUUACCGCUGCUGGUAUGAACAAGAGAGUUGAUGACCGGGAAUACAUAAAAUUUUGUAAUGGAAGGCCUGAUGUCUACUAUUUGCACCAGCGUUUACAUUUACGACCGGAUCUUUUGCAUUUGAUCAAGUCGAAUGAAUACAUUGACGAAAAGUGUACAAGCGAAGCAUCGGAAUCGAUCGCUCAUGAGCAACAGCAAGCACAGAAACAACAACAAGCAGGACCAUUAGUUGGAUCGGGUUCUCCUAUGUUACGCACAUUGAAACGCUACAAACGAUCUGCUCCAAUUGCUGUAGCUGGUACUUCUUCUGGUGCUUACGAUAGUGCACGAGCAAUUGCUGCUUUUCGUAAUGGUACUGCGUGCGUUGAUGGUGCUGGUACAACUGAUGGAGUUAAAAAUGAAGAAUCUGGUCCUGUGCAACGCAAUCGGGACUCACGUGGUCCAUCACCUGAAGAAAAUAGUACGGAAAAUUCCGAGACGACAGGAGAAGAAGGCAGUAGCAAUGCCAAUUCAAAUGCAAGCAAUAGUUCCCAAGAUGUUUCGAUGCGUGCUGCUUUGGCUGAGCAAAAGUACUUUGGAUUAUUGCUGCAGAAUUUUGAAGUGAUUUUUGAGUCUUUACAUAACAAAAAGGUGCUUUUGGCAACAUUGCGGAAGGACAGCAAGGCUCCUGAUCAACUGAUUGCUGAUUUACAUGAUGAUAUUCAUGUGUUAUCAGCAUUAAAGAAAGACUUUCGCAAUAAGUUACGACGCACGAUUCAAUGA